This is a messenger RNA of Vitis riparia (riverbank grape), 1405 nucleotides long. RefSeq lists its product as uncharacterized. The coding region runs from base 251 to 1102 and encodes 283 amino acids. Gene Ontology annotation, molecular function: ubiquitin binding. The transcript is spliced from 5 exons. The record is from RefSeq and is a predicted model, not a curated record. Lineage: Eukaryota; Viridiplantae; Streptophyta; Magnoliopsida; Vitales; Vitaceae.
GGAUCAAAUAGAUGCCAUGAUUCUCUCCGAGAGAGAAAAAAAACCUAACCCUAAUUCUGAACCCUGAUUCUUCCGUAUCCUUACAACUACAGGGGGAUUUUUGAUUCGGCUCGGCUGUGCAAAUAUCGGUUUGAAUAGCAUCGGUGAAGAAAAAUAAACCGAGAAAUCGCUGCAUGAACAGGACGGUGGGAGAGGGGGCGAAUCGGCUGGCGAGAGAGUAGGGAAGGAAGGGAGCAGACGAAAGCGAAACAUGUCUGCCAUAGUGUGCGGGAAGAGAUCCUUCUUCGAAGACCUACCAACGACGCCUCCCGUUUCCAAGAGAAUUCGCUGUUCUUCCUCGUCUCCGGUUCGGUUCUCGCCUCCUCGGUCCAUCUCGGCUUCUCCUUCUCAAUCUCAAUCUACGGCAUCGCAAGCGUCGGUGCUUGAUCAUCUCAGAGCUAUCUUCCCUGAUAUGGACAAGCAGUUUCUUGAGAAAGCUCUUGAAGAAUGUGGCAAUGAUUUGGAUUCCACAAUCAAAAGCCUCAAUGAACUGCGACUGGGUUCUGCUGAAAACAGCUUGGGCUUUGGAGCUGGUACUUCUGAUGUAGGUCUGGAAACAAAAGUUCAACUUCAGUCACAAGGUGUGGCUGCAACUAAUGGAGAGGUUGUAUCUUCUGAGGAUCCAUCUGCUCCAAAGAACCUCUCCAUGGAUGGUGCAGAAUGGGUGGAGCUAUUUGUUAGAGAGAUGAUGAGUGCUUCUAAUAUGGAUGAUGCCAGAGCCCGUGCUUCAAGAGCUCUCGAGGUUUUAGAAAAGUCCAUUUGUGCACGUGCAAGUGCUGAGGCAGCCCAGAGUUUUCACCAGGAAAACUUGAUGCUGAAGGAACAAGUGGAAGCUCUGCUUCAGGAGAACAUAAUUCUCAAGCGGGCUGUGUCUAUUCAGCAUGAGCGUCAGAAAGAGAGUGAAGAGAGGAACCAGGAAUUACAGCACCUGAAGCAGGUGGUCACCCAGUACCAGGAGCAGUUGAGAACGCUAGAGGUGAAUAACUAUGCACUCUCAAUGCACCUGAGGCAGGCUCAGCAAAGUAGCUCCAUCCCUGGCCAUUUCCAUCCAGAUGUCUUCUAAAGAAUAUGCUAUUGUGCUUUUCAGGAGACAGCUGUUGGGAAGCACUAAGAAUAUAUAGACUGGCUUUUAACUUUGUAAGGUGCUGUCUCAUACACAGAUUAUGCCUAUGAUUUGAAGACACUUAAAUUAGUCUAAACUUACAUUGUGUAGGGGUGCUUUUUGCCAUCGUUCUCCUUGAUUUGAAAACGGAUAUGAUGCCCAUAAAUGUUUGAAACUAGAUGUUCAAUGGUCAACUUCUUUUUUUUUUUUUUGGAUCAAGACACAAUUACCAUAUUUGUUUCUUCAACCACUUUUGCUUUGCCA